AUGUCUCCCCACAUUGCGAGUUUCUCGGAAGCAGCUGAACUUAUUCGAGCCGUUUUUCCGAAUGUCAAGAAAAGCUUCGAUGUCGGAAAUGGAGCGAGUCCUGGAAGUGGAGCGUCCCCGUCUGCCGGACUUGUUCUGCAAAACUAUCCUCAACGCCGAGAGUCCUUUUUGUACCGUUCGGACUCUGAUUACGACGUAUCGCCCAAAUCCAUGUCACGGAAUUCUUCCAUCGCAAGCGAGAGUUCUGAUGUUCACUGGGAAUCGGUCACCUACAGCGCUUCAAGCGACAUCUAUGUAUGUCAGGUAACAGCUAAGAUGUGGCUUACCAGAUUGCCUGGGAUACGAGUCGUUAGAAGCGCUGCGGGUCGGGAUCGUCCGACUGGAUCGGAGCUGUUCGAUAGCAGUGAAAGAUCCAUAUCUGCUUUUUCAGCUGGAAGUGUUGGCACUCGAUAUCCUCCGCUUUCCCGGUUUCGUGUCAAAAUACCGGAACUGAUAUCAACCUGA
Molecule: messenger RNA, 504 nt
Organism: Notodromas monacha
Lineage: Eukaryota; Metazoa; Arthropoda; Ostracoda; Podocopida; Cyprididae
Source: the annotation of a GenBank genome assembly